AUGGCGACUUUACGAUUAGCCUGGCAGUCUCUCAGAUCGCGACCAGCGCUCAUUUCGGCCGGCGCAGUCAUUGGAUUUGGAACAUAUUAUAGCACGCGAUUCAUGUCUACCGGGCAUGCGGAAUCAGCCCAGAAACCGAAGGUGUUUGGUGAAUUUGGCCCCAAGACGCUGCGAUUGCAGAGUGUUGAUCAGGUCAACCACAACACGAAGCGACUUGUCUUCGAAUUCCCUGAUAAGAAUGCCACAAGUGGUCUAACGUUGACUUCUGCCCUCCUCACGUACUCCUGGCCCCAGGGCCGAUGGCUGCCCGUUCUUCGACCGUACACACCCAUCAGCAAACUAGACCAAGAAGGAUCCAUUGAACUAAUGGUAAAACACUACCCAAACGGCAAAGCCAGCACCCACCUCCACUCCCUCGCACCAGGCGACACUCUCACCUUCAUGGCCGCACUAAAAGGCUACGCCUGGACACCAAACAAAUUCUCCCAAGUCUACCUGAUCGCAGGCGGGGCCGGAAUUACGCCCAUCUACCAACUCGUCCAAGGGAUCCUGGACAACCCCGAAGACAAGACGAAAGUCAACCUGAUCUUCGGCGUGAAUACAGAGCAGGACUUGCUUCUCCGGGACGAGCUCGAGAAGUACAGACAGCAAUUCCCGGAUCGGUUCGAUUACGUUUAUACGGUCAGCCACUCACAAGAAGAAGGCUCAAAUAUUCGUAAAGGUUAUGUUACGGAGGAAUUGCUGAAGGAUGUGGUGAAGGGGCCCAGGCAGGAUACUCAUGUUUUUGUUUGUGGUCCACCAGGGAUGGAAGACUCGUUGAUUGGGUCGAGGAAUGAGCUCGGGAUUUUAGGGCGGUUGGGGUUGGGGAAGGAGCAGGUUUAUAGGUUUUAG
Molecule: messenger RNA, 891 nt
Organism: Penicillium argentinense
Lineage: Eukaryota; Fungi; Ascomycota; Eurotiomycetes; Eurotiales; Aspergillaceae
Product: cytochrome b5 reductase family protein
Exons: 3
Coding region: 1-891 (296 amino acids)
Biological process (GO): ergosterol biosynthetic process
Molecular function (GO): cytochrome-b5 reductase activity, acting on NAD(P)H
Source: RefSeq, a predicted model, not a curated record